Gadus chalcogrammus (walleye pollock) is the source of this 1639-nucleotide messenger RNA. RefSeq names its product NADH:ubiquinone oxidoreductase complex assembly factor (gene ndufaf3). The coding region runs from base 51 to 608 and encodes 185 amino acids. Gene Ontology annotation, cellular component: mitochondrial inner membrane. Gene Ontology annotation, biological process: mitochondrial respiratory chain complex I assembly. The record is from RefSeq and is a predicted model, not a curated record. The transcript is spliced from 5 exons. Lineage: Eukaryota; Metazoa; Chordata; Actinopteri; Gadiformes; Gadidae.
GUCUUCCCCUUCCCCAUUGCGUUACAACCGGUUACAACAUCCCCAUCAAUAUGGCCAGCGUGAUGUGUGCCAGACUUCUCCAGAGAUCAGCACGGGGAUUUAAUUUAUCCACACGGACAACCACUGCUUUUUCAAGUCCCUUCCAGUGUCGGGCCCACCGGCUGGGCCCCAGCGAUGACGAGCUGUACCAGCGCACCACGGUGUCAAUCAUGCAGAAGGAGCCUGGGGCCUCCAUUAUGAUCCACGGCUACAGCACUAGAGGGUUCAACAUAGACGACAACAAGGUGUACGGGCCCUGUGCUCUGCUGCCGCCCGCAAUCCUGCAGUGGAACGUUGGCGGCCACGAAGACAUCUCUGAGGAAAGCGUCUCACUCUUCCACCUGCUUGAACCAAGGAUAGAGAUGCUGAUACUGGGAACAGGUUCUCGAACGGAAAGAAUCAACCCUAAAGUCCUCGCCUUGCUGAAGAAGAAAGGCAUCGCUGUGGAGGUCCAAGACACGGCAAACGCUUGCGCCACCUUCAACUUCAUGAUGAGCGAGGGUCGGCUGGUGGCCGCGGGUCUGAUCCCGCCGUCCGUCAGCAAAGCUCUGGAAGUACAUGAGGAGUAGCGACCAAAAAUGACUGAUUCAUUACAGAUCUUCUCCGAGGGAUUCAAACCAAUGACCGUCCCUUGCUAUAUCGGAAAACCGUUCCGUGACUACCACUUCCAGGGGCCGAGGAAUACAACAUCAUAUUCUGCAUUCAUUAUUACAAACAAGGCUGUCUACAUAUCCUCCUGAAUAUCAGUUGAUGUGUAAAUUAAAUUUAAAAUCAGCUGUGACAUCUGAGUUUAGAUGUUACAAUGUCGAUUCUGUAUAGUUGGCUUCUCUUAAGUAAGGACUACAAAUGUGUACAUGAGUAGUUCUGUUUUAUGUGUGGUACUGUCAUGUGAAACAACCACAUGUAAAUUAAUCUUAUUUGUAAGAGGAUCACUGUGUUUCAGGGAAGUGUGUUCGAAUAUAUUUAAGUAUAUUAUUUACUGUGUAUAUUUAUAAAAAAAGACUGAAAACAUCGUGUGUUUUAUAAAAAUCGAGUGGAAUGAAAACCAAAAUGGAAAGUUAAAAGAAAGCACAGCAAAUGUUUCAUUACAUUACAAACAUGGGUGGGUGUCUGGACUGUGUCUGGACUAAGCCCUCUUAUCUCAAGCCCUUGUUGGCAGUACAGUUUGGAAUCCUAUCCUGAUAGGUCCUUUGAGAAGCCAUAAGCCUUAUAGACGCAUCUACCCAUAAAUCCCUAGACAUCGCAGGGAUUCGUCUUUAAUCCACUCUUUCGAUGCGCUUUAAUCAGUGUGCAUCGUUUGGGCCCACACACAUUUGGUAAAUGCACACACUGACAUGUCUUCAAAUCUUAUGUAAAAGUAUGCCUUGAGACUUUUAUAGGACAGUAUGUUUUUAUUCACUCAAAUCCAGAGGUGCACAUUUAUAAAAAACAAUGUUGCCCCAGGCAAAUACUUUGCUGUGGCUGCCAUCUCUAUGCUCCACUACAAAACAGACUCAACACCCUGCACUUAUCAUCUGUAUUACAAAACACACUCUUCAAAACCUGCACUUAUCAGCUGUAUUACAAAUCACACUCCUCAAAACCUGGCACAUAUCAGCUG